Messenger RNA from Megalops cyprinoides (Indo-Pacific tarpon), 898 nucleotides. Its product is annotated as high mobility group protein B2-like. The coding region runs from base 103 to 741 and encodes 212 amino acids. NCBI's taxonomy places the organism in Eukaryota, Metazoa, Chordata, Actinopteri, Elopiformes, Megalopidae. Gene Ontology annotation, molecular function: DNA binding, bending. Gene Ontology annotation, biological process: regulation of transcription by RNA polymerase II. The record is from RefSeq and is a predicted model, not a curated record. The transcript is spliced from 5 exons.
AUCAAGUUUUUGUGAACUAAUCCGCAGUGAAAGAACAGUGUUAAGAAGUUGAGAAGUACACUCUACGACGAAGUUUUGUGGCUGACAGAGAAUUUUGCAGCCAUGGUUAAAGAUCCCAAUAAGCCGAGGGGGAAGACGUCCUCCUAUGCCUUCUUUGUACAAACGUGCAGGGAGGAGCACAAAAAGAAGCACCCGGGGACUUCUGUGAACUUCGCGGAGUUCUCCAAGAAAUGCUCAGAAAGGUGGAGGACCAUGUCCGCAAAGGAAAAAACAAAAUUCGAAGACAUGGCCAAGAGUGAUAAGGCUCGCUACGAGCGGGAGAUGAAGUCGUACGUGCCCCCUAAAGGUGCAAAAGGAGGGAAGAGGAAGAAGGACCCUAAUGCCCCCAAGCGGCCACCGUCCGCCUUCUUCGUGUUCUGCUCUGAGCAUCGUCCAAAAGUGAAGAACGACAACCCAGGAAUCUCCAUUGGAGACAUCGCCAAGAAACUGGGAGAGCUGUGGGCUAAGCAGUCGGCCAAAGACAAGGCUCCUUAUGAACAGAAGGCUGCAAAACUGAAGGAGAAGUAUGAAAAGGAUAUCGCAGCCUACCGCGCUAAGACCAAGGGAGAUGCAGGCAAAAAGGGGGGUCCUGGCAGGCCAGCUGGCAAGAAGGCUGAGCCAAUGGAUGAUGAUGACGAUGAGGAAGAAGAGGAUGAGGAGGAGGAAGACGAUGAGGAUGAUGAUGACGAAGAUGAUGAUUAGGGGCUGCAAAUUUGAGCCGGAUCAUUUACAAAACAAGAAUGUGAACUUAAAACGCAACACAUUGUUAGCAUUUGGAUUUUCAGAACAUGUACAGAAACGUGUAUAGCUGUGAUUGUACUGGGUUCAUAUGCCGUUUUGUAAAUUUAGUAGCCGAUCC